AUGACGGGGGCAGAGAGGAGAAGGAGAGCGGUGUGGGGGAAGAUCCGGGCUGUUCGCUGUGAAGAUAUCAAGCAGUGGUGCGUGAGGCGGCUGCCCAUCUUGGAGUGGGUGCCCGUCUACGAUUGGAAGGAGAAUCUCGUUCCCGAUAUGGUGUCUGGGAUGAUGCUGGCCAUCCAGCAGGUGACUCAAGGAUUGGCCUUUGCUGCUCUCUCUUCAGUCCAUCCAGUUUUUGGUUUAUAUGGUUCAUUCUUCCCUGCCAUUAUAUAUGCCAUAUUUGGAAUGGGACAUCAUGUUGCAACAGGAACUUUUGCCUUAACUUCCUUAAUAUCUGCCAAUGCAGUUGAACGUCUUGUUCCUUCCAUUGGCAGUAAUUUCACUGCAAAUAAUAAUUCAGGAAUCUUGGGCCUGUCAGAGUUUGAAAUGCAGAGAAUUGGAGUUGCAACAGCAGUUUCAUUUCUUGGAGGAAUCAUUCAGGUAGCGAUGUUCAUGCUGCAGCUGGGCCACGCCACCUUCUUGUUAACAGAACCAGUGAUCAGUGCAAUGACCACAGGAGCUGCGACGCAUGUUGUGACUUCACAAGUGAAGUACUUGCUGGGAAUGAAAAUGCCGUACAUAUCAGGACCGCUAGGAUUUUUUCAUAUUUAUGCCUACGUAUUUGAGAAUAUCAGAUCGGUUCAGCUAGAGGCUUUACUUCUCUCCUUGCUGAGCAUUGUGGUGCUUGUUCUUGUUAAGGAAUUGAAUGAGAAAUUUAAGAGAAACAUAAAAAUUGUUCUUCCUAUUGAUCUAGUUUUGAUAAUUGCUACAUCCAUUGCCUGCUGCUAUGCCGAUAUGGAAUACGUCUACGGGCUAGAAGUUGUGGGGCAUAUUCCUCAAGGGCUGCCACCACCAAAACUGCCAUCCAUGAAUGUCCUAUCUGAGGUAGUCACAGAAGCUUUUGGGGUAGCACUGGUUGGUUAUGUAGCAUCACUAGCUCUAGCCCAAAGCUCUGCUAAAAGGUUUAAUUACACUGUGGAUGAUAACCAGGAACUUUUGGCUCAUGGCCUCAGCAACGUGAUUCCUUCAUUUUUCUUUUGCAUACCAAGCGCGGCAGCGAUGGGACGGACGGCACUGUUAUAUAGCACGGGCGCCAGAACACAGGUGGCUUGCCUUAUCUCUUGUGCAUUAGUUCUUGUGGUGAUCUACACGAUUGGAACAAUGCUGUACUGGCUGCCCAUGUGUGUGCUAGCAAGCAUUAUCAUUGUGGGCUUGAAGGGGAUGCUAAUGCAGUUCCGUGACUUAAAAAAAUAUUGGAAUGUGGAUAAAAUAGACUGGAGCAUAUGGGUUACUACCUACAUGUUCACAAUCUGCUUUGCUGCUAACGUGGGAUUGUUGUAUGGUGUUCUCUGCACAAUAGCAAUUGUGAUUUUCCGCUUUCCCAGAGAAAAGACACUGAAUUUGAAAAAUAUGAAAGAAGUGGAAUAUAAAUACAAAACUGAAGAUAAUUGUGAAUCAUUAAAACAGGUAAAGAUAGUUUCAGUCAGCAACCCAUUAGUCUUUCUCAAUGCCAGAAAGUUUCAUGCAGACCUGAUGAAGAUAAUCCAGAAGGAUAGCACGAGCAGCCAGGCAUGUGAAGAUGUAAACAAGUGUGAGCAGAACACAUUACUCUGCUCAUUUUCCAAUGGAGGUUGUCAUGGUGAAUCGCUGCAGCCAUGUCAGAGUGAGCGACGCAUUUUGAUAUUGGACUGCAGUGGACUGCAUUUCUUUGAUUAUACUGGAGUCUCCAUGUUGCUUCAGAUUUACAUGGAUUGUAAAAGCAGACACAUUGAAGUGUUGCUCGCAUGCUGCAAAGCUUCCUUGAUUAAAGCAAUGCAGUAUGGUGGAAAUCUCGAAUCUGAAAACCCCAUCUUCUUUGACUCUAUUUCUUCAGCAAUCGAUGCCAGUCAGAUUUCCAGGAAAUGCAGCAAGUUCACUGAACAGAGUGAAGUGUGAUGCCAACCCAUCCAGUGUGGAUAGUUUGACCAGCUCAUAUGCAGAAUGAACUACACCAUGGUUUCUUGUUAGCUUUUUUUUUUCUCAAGGAGAUGUCAUAGAUGCUAUUCUAUAUGCCAUUUAUGUUUAGUGCACUCAGUAAUGACAGAUCUGCCAUUCAGAACAAAAGAUCUUUCCACUGCCAUCACUCAGAGAUUGUUCCUAUCGUUGAUCUACAGUGGUUUUUAUAAUACUCUUAUACACACUUAGAGACAAAUUAUUAGAAAGCAGAUGUGGGGUACUGAGUGUGUUUAACAGUGAGAUAUAUUAUUUUAGAUAUCUUCUAUUAUAACAUUAGUUGUAAUAUG
Lagopus leucura (white-tailed ptarmigan) is the source of this 2315-nucleotide messenger RNA. It is a transcript of the gene SLC26A7, whose product is annotated as solute carrier family 26 member 7. Bases 1 to 1968 code for a protein of 655 amino acids. Lineage: Eukaryota; Metazoa; Chordata; Aves; Galliformes; Phasianidae. Gene Ontology annotation, cellular component: membrane. The transcript has 18 exons. Gene Ontology annotation, biological process: transmembrane transport. The record is from RefSeq and is a predicted model, not a curated record. Gene Ontology annotation, molecular function: sulfate transmembrane transporter activity; chloride transmembrane transporter activity; oxalate transmembrane transporter activity.